Molecule: messenger RNA, 2118 nt
Organism: Trichobilharzia regenti
Lineage: Eukaryota; Metazoa; Platyhelminthes; Trematoda; Strigeidida; Schistosomatidae
Source: the annotation of a GenBank genome assembly
AUGAUCAGUAUCCAACAAGUUCAAAGCAAUCAACAGAUAGACAGCAUUCGUAUAAAUGAAACAAACUUAGACGACAAAAGUGAUAAACUUCCACUUGAAGAUAUAUUGGAAAAUAUAAAUAUGACGAGUAAUAAUUCCAAAGAUAGAAGAAGUGGUGUAAUAGGAAAAGUGAGUUCCACCAGUAGCACGAGUACGAUGGGUGGAGCACUGUUUGGUGGUCACAGUAACGGUUCUCUGGGAGGAAUGUCAGGUGAGAGCCACGUUGGUGAAGAUGGAUGGAGUUCGACGGUUGGGAGUGGGAGCAGUCAUCAUGCACAGCAUCUGGUAGUAGGUGGUGGUGGUGGUCAGCAAGAAUUACCCACUGAAUCAUUUACAUUAAAUUCUGGUGGCGGAUCUCAUCAGUCUAGCGCAGCAGGCUUUGGUGGUCGUAAUAAUGGUCGUCUGGGAGGAAUGUCAGGUGAGAGCCACGUUGGUGAAGGUGGAUGGAGUUCGACGGUUGUGACAGGAGGUGGAGCAGGAAGCUCUCAAUCACAUGUGAUGAGUUCCGGUGGGGGAACUAGCGUGAGUGGUAGAGGACAGACACCCGUAUCGACGAUUGAUUUUGGGGGUGGUGGGAGUGGGAGCAGUCAUGUUGUUCGGAAUGUGACAGUUAGUGGUGGUAGUGGUGGUGGACAGCGAGGAUCAUCCACCACAACAGUUACAGUAAAUUUUGGUGGUGGAUCUCAUCAGUCUAGCGCAGCAGGCUUUGGUGGUCGUAAUAAUGGUCGUCUGGGAGGAAUGUCAGGUGAGAGCCACGUUGGUGAAGGUGGAUGGAGUUCGACGGUUGUGACAGGAGGUGGAGCAGGAAGCUCUCAAUCACAUGUGAUGAGUUCCGGUGGGGGAACUAGCGUGAGUGGUAGAGGACAGACACCCGUAUCGACGAUUGAUUUUGGGGGUGGUGGGAGUGGGAGCAGUCAUGUUGUUCGGAAUGUGACAGUUAGUGGUGGUAGUGGUGGUGGACAGCGAGGAUCAUCCACCACAACAGUUACAGUAAAUUUUGGUGGUGGAUCUCAUCAGUCUAGCGCAGCAGGCUUUGGUGGUCGUAAUAAUGGUCGUCUGGGAGGAAUGUCAGGUGAGAGCCACGUUGGUGAAGGUGGAUGGAGUUCGACGGUUGGGAGUGGGAGCAGUCAUCAUGCACAGCAUCUGGUAGUAGGUGGUGGUGGUGGUCAGCAAGAAUUACCCACUGAAUCAUUUACAUUAAAUUCUGGUGGCGGAUCUCAUCAGUCUAGCGCAGCAGGCUUUGGUGGUCGUAAUAAUGGUCGUCUGGGAGGAAUGUCAGGUGAGAGAAUUGUUGAGGAAGGUGGAAUGAGUCCAACGGUUGUGACAGGAGGUGGAACUGGAAGCUCCGGAUCACAUGUGACGGAUUCCGGUAGGGGAACUAGCGUGAAUGGUAGAGAACAGACAGCCGUAUCGACGAUUGAUUUUGGGGGUGGUGGGAGUGGGGGCAGUCAUCAUGCACAGCAUCUGGUAGUAGGUGGUGGUGGUGGACAGCAAGAAUUACCCACUGAAUCAUUUACAUUAAAUUCUGGUGGCGGAUCUCAUCAAUCUAACGUACCGGGCAUUAGUGGUAAUAAUAAUGGUCGUCUGGGAGGAAUGUCAGGUGAGAGAAUUGUUGAGGAAGGUGGAAUGAUUCCAACGGUUGUGACAGGACGCGGAACAGACCGCUCUGACAGAGAAAAUGUAGAUUCCGCCAAUGGCCAAAAUGUCAAUGGUGAAGGAUCAACAAAAACAGAGGUAACAGAUACCAAUGGUGACAUGGAUGGUGACUUUUCUUCCUCUGUUCACAAUUCAUCAAGAAUUAUUGUAACAGAUUCAAAGGCGAAGAAAACAAGUCGACCUUUACAAAAAUAUUGGAAAUAUCACAAAAAGCUUUCAUCAUAUCACUUUAAAAAAUUUAAAAAUCACAAGCGUCCAUAUGGUUCACUGUUUUCACCUGAAGCCUAUUCAAACAAGUACAAAAAGCAGUCAAGAUAUAAAUACGAAUAUAAUAAUGAUCUCGAUGAUACAGACAAACAAGAUGAUGAUUUCACUGAUACUUCAGCGGAUUUUGAUGGUUCAAAAGAUAUUUUCGAAGAGUAA